Malassezia globosa CBS 7966 is the source of this 2889-nucleotide messenger RNA. RefSeq lists its product as uncharacterized. Gene Ontology annotation, molecular function: mRNA binding; RNA cap binding. NCBI's taxonomy places the organism in Eukaryota, Fungi, Basidiomycota, Malasseziomycetes, Malasseziales, Malasseziaceae. The coding region runs from base 1 to 2889 and encodes 962 amino acids. The record is from RefSeq and is a predicted model, not a curated record. Gene Ontology annotation, cellular component: nucleus; nuclear cap binding complex. The transcript has a single exon. Gene Ontology annotation, biological process: mRNA export from nucleus; nuclear-transcribed mRNA catabolic process, nonsense-mediated decay.
AUGGUGCACGACGGACGUGAGCAUUGGGAUGGACGUACGGAUCAACCGCGGCACGGAGGGCGACGCGGAUGGGGCAGACACCGCGGAGGUCAUCGAGGUCCUCGACAUGGUGGUGAUGCCCGCCAUGUCUCUGCGCCUCCGUUUGGCGGCGGGUCGUAUGGACCGCCACCGGAUCCAGCUCGCAUGCACCAGAUAGAUGUGACGCGCCGCGUCCACCAGUCGCUUUUCCAGCUCGGACAUGUCGAGCAGUUCGACAGUGUAGCUGAGAUUCCUAAAGUGUGUGCGUGGCUCGAGGAGCAGGCGCAGGAGUUUCCAGCUGCAGUCCUGUCGGCCUUUCGCAUCAUGGCGACAGAACAACCGCAUAAGACUGCUUUGACGGCCGCGUUGAUUGCACAUCUCGUGCUAGCGCCCUCAACACAGUCACUAAAUGAUCCUGACAACAAAACGCUCGGUAUUCGAGUGCUGGACCAUCUCGUGCACAUGUUUGGCCAGGACGUUGAUGCGCACUACUGGCGCAAUGCGCGUUUGGUCUUGCAUGUGCUUGUGGCCUUGGCCCCGUUAAGCAUCGUGUCGCCAGCAUCACUUCGGCGCACACUCAGCGCCUUUGUUGGUGUGCUUUCUAGUGACGGCGUCGCGCGUGACGUUGCGGAUCACGCCGCUGACUGUGUGAUCGAGGCAGUCUGUCGUGGAGGAACGGAUCUUCUCCAGCCAGAGCCAGGCGCAUUAGAGGCGUUGCCAAGUGCAAAAGAGGAGCUACAUACAAUAGUGGAUGGUAUCGUUGCCUAUGCUGAACGUCGUCGUUCAUCGCCUGAUGAGCUCAAGUCGCCGUUUCAUGUGGUCGGCCAAGGACACGACUUCCUGGCAGAAGAGGGUUUUUUGGACCGCGUGCGCGCAUUGAGCGGGAUGAAAGAAAAUGCAUAUGCGCGUGUAGCAUGCAUCGCAAGCGCGUGUGACCUGCUGAGUCCUGAGGUCACUGCUGCCACCAGUCCUGUGCCAGCCGAGCAACGCGUCUGGACCUUGCCAGAUCUGCACGUGGCGCCCGUCCGCAGUACUGUGUACGAUGAGCUGGAGGAUGAUCUGCUCGCUCCACCAAAGCAGCUGCAGACGGGCAAAGGCAUGAUCGAUGUCGUGCGUGCAAGAGUCGGCACACCCACGAUUGAUUCGGCGGCACGUUGGUUUGGCACGAGUGUACCAGCUGUGGGCAGUGCCGAGUCUGUUGUACUUCGAGGCAUCGUGCAGGAUCUCAUGGACUUGUACGUGGUGAAUCGAAAAGAGUGUGCGCAUGUGCUGUUGAUGCUUCCGCACUGGCUGCGUCGUGGCACAUUCGGCGGACGCGUACCGGCUUCCUGUGGCUUGUUUGGUGAGCCCGUUGUCGACGAGGAAAGUCGCGAGGCCGGCAGCACUGGCGAGUGGAUUUUAGAAGAUGUACUGUUGGAGGAAGCGUUGUCAACGAUGCUUUUGUUGCCGAAACCGCCACAGCUGGAGCUGUAUUACUCGUCGCUCAUGCGCGAGAUUGUGACACUAGCUCCGCAGCAGGUUGCUCCGUCGAUUGGGCGCACGAUUCGUCGGUUCUACGCUGCGUGUGGCGACGGGCUCGUGCAUGCUGAAGUGCUCCGUCGCGUGGCCGAUUGGUUCAGUGUGCACUUGAGCAACUUCAAGUUCACCUGGGCUUGGAACGAGUGGGCUGACGACAUGACACUUCCAUGGGCGCAUCCACGCCGUGCUUUGGCGCGUCGAAUUGUGGAGCUAGAGGUGCGUCUUGCAUACUAUGACCGCAUCAAAGGCACGCUGCCGCCUGAUAUGGAGACAUACAUCUUGCCGCCGCAUGAGCCUGCUCCAAGCGCAAGAUACACGCAAGCCUCGAGCCCACACCGUGCGAUGGCCGAGCAACUGUUCCAGUCCAUCAAAGCCAAGGCAAACGUUCAUGUGGUGCAGGCAGAUCUGCAAAGCUUCCAGCAAAGCAUCUUGGCACCGGCGACGGAUGUCCCAGACACCGAUGACGAGGCACGCUUUGUGGACUCGCCAGCAGAGGCCGAACGCCUAGUGCUCGACAUGGCGAUCCAAACACUCUUGUAUGCAGGCAGUCGGAGUUUCUCGCAUCUAUUGAAUGUAAUUGAGAGAUACCAUGAACUCCUGCGCUCUCUCUCUCAGACGCCAGAAGCGCGUGUUGCGAUUCUUCAAAGCACAGCUGCUUUCUGGACACACUCGCCGCAGUGGAUCCUGAUUGUGUGCGAUAAACUACUACAGUACCGGAUUGUCGAGCCCGUGGAUGUGGUGACGUUUGUGUUCGCUGACGAUGCACAGCGCGACACAGACCGUAGCGAUGAAGAGGAGUCAGCGGCUCCCUCAUCGCCUUUCGAUGUCGCUGCCACUCGCGUGCCAGAAUGGGGCGGCACACAUCGUGACUGGAGCUCCUUCCAUUGGUGGGCUAUGCUGCGCCUCACGAUGGACAAGGUCAUGGGUCGAGUGAAUCAGCUCACGCGCCGCGUGCAGGAUCUUCGUCGUCGCGCAGAUGACAAUCAAGCAGCGGCUGCAUCGGCCACAUCCACCGAAUUAGCACGUCAUCCGGCGUCUUCGUCUAUGGAAGAAGCGCAAGUUCAUCUCGAUGCCGUGCUGCUGGAGCAACGGAAAGUUCUCGUCACGAUCCUUUCUAGGCUUGUGCUGUUCUUGCAGGACAAGGCACAUGUGUCAAUCCAAGACGAGCCUGACAGCUGUGCCUGGCAAGUGUGGUGGGUCCGUGAAUGGUACCGAGCAUUUAUGGCCGUAUAUUAUGUUGUGGUCGCCGAAAACCGCGAGACGAUUCUUGCAAACGUAUUUGCCAGUGCAGCCUCCGAUGACGCGUGCCUCAUCUUGUUCGACAAGGCUUGUGCACUGGCACACCUUGACUGA